CGCCUCGGGUGCCGCUGUCGGUGCCGCUGCCGGUGCCGGUCCCGCGGCCAUGCGGGUGCCGCUGCCCGCCCUGCUGGGCGGCUCGGCGCUGCUGCUGCUGCUGCUGCGAUGGCGGCGGCGCCGGGCGCUCUGGAGGAAGGUGGCGGAGGCGCAGGAGCGGCAGGAGCUCAGCCUGGUGCGGAUGGAGGCGGCGGCGCGGCGCUUUCGGGAGCAGCAUCCUUCUGUGAACGUGGUGUCCGUCCUCUCUCUGCCCCUGCCAGAGCUCUCCAGGAAGCUCCGAGAUGGCUCCCUGCCCCUGGACCACGUCUUCUAUGCCUACAUGGGCAAGGCCCUCCAAAUUGCCACAGAAACCAACUGCAUCACGGAGUUUCUGCAGGAGAGUGAGACCCAGCUCCGCAGAGCCAAGCUGAUGGAGAAGCAGGGUCUGCUCUAUGGGGUGCCUGUCAGCAUCAAAGACUCCAUCGACUGCCAGGGUCAUGACUCCACACUGGGGUUCAUAAAAAACCUCAAUAAACCCGCAGCAGAGGACAGCGUGGUGGUGCAGGUGCUCAAGAGACAGGGGGCAAUUCCAUUUGUCAAAACCAAUGUUCCCCAGUCCCUCAUCAGCUAUGACUGCAAGAACUUAAUCUUUGGUCAGACCCGCAACCCUCUGCUGUUCACCAGAACCCCCGGAGGCUCCUCUGGUGGGGAAGGAGCACUUGUAGGAGGUGGUGGGUCCAUCUUGGGCAUUGGGACAGAUGUAGGAGGGAGCCUGCGUUUUCCUGCUGCCUUCUGUGGGGUCUGUGCAAUCAAACCCACAGGGAAGAGACUCAGUAAAAGAGGAGUAAAAGCUGGAGUCAUUGGGCAGAAGGCAGUGGCUGCAGCAGUGGGACCACUGGCAAAAGACGUGGAGAGCCUGGCGCUGUGCCUGCGGGCGCUCCUGAGCGAGGACAUGUUCAGCCUGGACAGCACAGUGCCACCCCUCCCCUUCAAUGAAGAGGUACAGAGCCUCCAAGGGGCCAGAGAUCUCUGGGGAGAGCUGCCAUGUUCAGCCAUGGACAGCACAGUGCCACCCCUCCCCUUCAAUGAAGAGGUGUAUUCCAGCACAAAACCCCUCCGCAUAGGCUACUAUGAGACCGAUUUCUUCACCAUGCCCAGCCCGGCCAUGAGACGCGCUGUCCGCGAGACCAAGCAGCUCCUGGAGGAGGCUGGCCACACGCUGGUGCCCUUUGAACUCACAAAUGUGGACUACGUGAUGUUUAACUACUGUGUCAGGGGAAUGUUCUCAGAUGGAGGCAGCUCCUUCAUCAGGAAAUUCAAAGGGGAGUUGGAGAAAGGCGGCUCAGGGCUGCUCUUCCGGCUGGCAAAGGCACCACAGUGGCUGAAAACUCUCCUCUCCUGGAUUGCCAAACCUUUCGUGCCUCGACUUUCAAGUAUCAUAAGAAGUAUGAAAGAAAACACAGUGGAUGAAGUCUGGAGCCUUCAUCAUGAAAUCGAGGACUUUUGCCACCAGUUCAUUGCCCAGUGGAAGAAGCUGAAUCUGGAUGUCAUGCUGUGCCCCAUGCUGGGCCCGGCUCUCGGCAUCGGCUACCCUGCCAAGCUCUCAGUGGCAGUCAGCUACACCAUGCUCUACAACGCCUUGGACUUCCCCGCUGGCGUUGUCCCUGUCACGCUGGUGACGGAUGAGGAUGAGGAGCAGCUGAAGGGCUACAAGGGAUACUACCAGGACUGGUGGGACCGGACCCUGGCCAAGGCUUUCCGUGGCAGCGUGGGGAUGCCCGUGGCCGUGCAGUGCGUGGCCCUGCCGUGGCAGGAGGAGCUGUGCCUGCGCUUCAUGAAGGAGGUGGAGACCCUCAGCCUGAAGAAGAACAGCUUCUUCUGAGCCCCAGGUGCUCAGCCAGAUCAGGAUCCCAGCUGGCAGCAGCGUGGGACAUCCUUUGGUGUGACCCAGAGGACUCUCGUUCCCCUCAGUGAGGAUGCAGUGGUGGCUGGGCUGGCUGCUGGAUUUGGGAGCAAGGGGAAAGCAAGGCGAGCUCUGAUGUGGUGGAGCUCUUCCAAUCAUUGUCCUAACAUAGUACUUUUUAUUAUCUGA
Molecule: messenger RNA, 2071 nt
Organism: Haemorhous mexicanus (house finch)
Lineage: Eukaryota; Metazoa; Chordata; Aves; Passeriformes; Fringillidae
Product: fatty-acid amide hydrolase 1-like
Exons: 15
Coding region: 50-1861 (603 amino acids)
Biological process (GO): fatty acid catabolic process
Molecular function (GO): fatty acid amide hydrolase activity; amidase activity
Source: RefSeq, a predicted model, not a curated record